Molecule: messenger RNA, 1143 nt
Organism: Fomitopsis serialis
Lineage: Eukaryota; Fungi; Basidiomycota; Agaricomycetes; Polyporales; Fomitopsidaceae
Exons: 3
Coding region: 150-944 (264 amino acids)
Source: RefSeq, a predicted model, not a curated record
CACCAGAGUUACUCGGAGUAGCCGCUAGGCUGACGGAGGCAGCUGUAUAAAAGAUCAUCCGCGCGGCAGGCUCAUACAGCAAUUCGCCCGCUCUUCGCAUCGCACACCAGAUCAUAUUCUCUGCACUCUACCAGCACUCACCAGUCGUCAUGUCCCAAGUGAAGGAUAUCGCUCGCGGCCUCUCCGCCAACGGCGCAGGGCCGACCCCCGCUAACAACGGCAACUACCUCCUCUACACCGACAGCGGCAAGCUCGUCGUCAAGCUCUGGACCGGGGAGGCGUUCGGCGACGAGCAGCUCGUCUCCAGCUCCGUUCGCGCCGGCUCCACCGCCGCCUACGUCGCCACCACCACCAAGUCCUUUGUUGUCGGAAUCACUUCCGGCUCGAAGCUGGUCGUCUUCUCGUACGACGAGGAAGAGGAGGAGUGGGCCGAAGACAAGACGCUCCCCGCGCUCGCCGUGCACCCCUCCGGCAAGCUCGCCGCCACCCUCUGGCAGGACACCGUCCGCGUCGUCUUCCAAGGCGCCGGGGGUGAGCUCACCUACCUCUCGAAGCCCGCCGCGGGCGGGGCGUGGGCGACCACCCAGCUCGCCAAGGCGGCGCAGCCCCUCGCCGGCACCGCGCUCAGUUUCUCUCACCCCGGCGGCGACGUCUUCUACGUUUCCGCCGCGGACCAGUACAUCCACGGCCUCUACGAGGCGGAGAAGUGGGCGGACAGCGUCGCGGCGCCCACGCCGGUCGGCGUGCUCAAGCAGAUGUUCGUCUCGACCGGCGGCACGAAGGAGACGGUCGAGGCGUUCGGGUUGACGGAGGAGAGCGCGGUGCUCCAGGUCCCCGCUGUCGGAGAGAAGGUCGUCCUUGGCGACGUCAAGGCGGACGGCACCUUUGUGUCCAAGGUGAAGGCGGAGUGUGUCAACCAGAAUCAGAACUGCGUGAUCGCGUGAUGCUACUGCGCGCACAUUGUGGAUGUGUUGUGAUCUGGGUUCAAGUUCUGGAGACAAUGUAUGUACAACUCACUUCACGGCAACACGGGCUUCGUUACGCCGGAUUUCUUCAUGUUGUUUAGCUAUCUCGUUGUCUGAAACACCUCAAUGAUAUCUCGUCUGUGCUCCUACUUAGAGAUGUGCAUGCAGUGGUCAGCAU